AUGUCUUCCAGCAUUGUCUUUGUACUGCUAUUGACUGCUUUCGGCGUUGCGACGAGUUUUAGUUUCGGAUUCGAGUAAGUUGAGCACUGGCAUAAUUUUUAUUUGACAAAUCUUUAGUUUCAACGAUGACGUUGACAGCGUAAGAGUCCUCACUAUUGACAUAGCUUCGCCAACAUCCUUUGUGCUUGAUGCUAAGAAAUUCGCGGACGACGCCGGUAUCGGAAACACGUUUUACACAGAGACUGCAAAAAACUUCAAACGAUAUUCCUCCUUUUAUGCUGUUAAUUACAAGAAUGGCAAGCAAAAGGCAAAGGUCACAGGGAUUCUGGGACAGGAUGGCCUUAUGAUUGCUGGUAUAACGCCACUGAACGCAACAUUUGCGGUCGCCAACAAAAUCGAAGGGGAUUUUAACCCGGCAAAGAAUGCAGAGAAUCUCUGGGCGGCUGGCCGAGUGGGCUUGGCGAGAAGCAAUGAUAGGACCAAUCUCGGAAGUGAACUGCUUAAAGCAGCGCCGUACAAGGUGUUUUGUGGACAAGCGUGGCUGGGGAAGGAUGGGUAAGGGCUUCGAUUAGAUUAUUGUACUGAAAAAACAACCAACAAGUGUGACGCUUUGAUGAAAUUUAGAGAAAUGUCUGACCUGGUCCGUUCAAAAUGCAUGCAAAAUUUGCAGCUUGCGUGUUGUAGAAACCAAUAGGGCGUUUAGGGAGAAUUAAAAGCAAAAAUUUCUUUAUGCCCAAAAUUAAACGGGGGUAAAUUUUAGACGAAUGGGGAAAAAAGACGGCUGUUUGAAACCGGAAAGAGAAUAUUCGUCUCAUGGAAUCGUAUCACAUAAAUUAUACCCUUUAAUUUGAAACUGGGACGAUUGGGGAAACCAAAAAGUAUUAUUUUUCUUCGAUGCAAGUGUGUAAAUUAGGAUAACCGAAGGUGCCGAUUUCGGAAAUGACAUUCAUUUUUUGAUAGUUACUUUUUUCCUUAAGUAGUACUGGAAAGUAGUAAUUUUUUCAUGAAUACAUGAAUUGAGGGUUUUCGAUGGUGCCGCUUUCAGAUGAGGAAAAAUAAACAAGAUUUUCGAAAUCAGCAAGGUCUUCCUGAUUUGAAAGCAGCACGAUCGAAAACCCCCAAAUCGAGUAUUCAUGAAAAAAUCAAAAAAUUACUACUUUACAGUACUACUUAAGGAAAAAAGUAAAAAUCAAAAAAAUCUAUGUCAUUUUUGGAAUCGGCACCCUCGAUUAUCCUAGUUUCGACACUUGCAUCGAAGAAAAAUAAUACUUUUCGGUUUCCCUAAUCGUACUUUUCCUCAAUCGUCUUUUUCCCCAAUCAUCACAGUUCCAAAUUAAAGGGUAUAAUUUUUAUGAUACGAGAUCCAUGAGACGAAUAUUCUCUUUCCGGUUUCAAACAGGCAACUUAUAGAUUGUGAACAACAGGUUUGGUAUGAAAGGUUGUCUAAUCAUGAAAGGCUUUCCAAAUCUUCAUACCAUACCUCCCUUCUAAUCUAAAGAGUUCUCCCAAGACACGCUUUUUUCAGUGUUGAAACACUGACAGUGAUCGGCGGAGAUCCAGACAAAACUCCCACCUAUUCUAUUGCCAAAGUUGUGGCCAAAGAACCCACCCUGUGGAAGGUCCCGAUGUCUCGUUUUACAUUAGACGAGAAAACAUAUGACCUCGAGCAAACUGUUACCAUCUCCACCACCACUGACAGUCUGUUGGUCCCUCCUCUGUACUUGGCGCCGAUUAUGGCCGCGUUGAAUGCGACGAAAGUGGGUGAGGGCUACUCUGUUGACUGUGGCAAGAAUUAUAACUUGUCGUUUACGACUAAUGGAAGUGCUGUACCAAUUAAUUUCCCCACUCUGCUACGAAGAGAGGGCGGGAAUUGCUUUUUAAAAAUCGAGGCCAACGGUGAGAACAACUUUGUCUUUGGUAUUCCAUUUUUCGUCGACAAAUUGGUUUGUCUAUACUACGAAAGGGACGAGGUUGUCUUCCAUCACCCUCAUAAGAUCCCAGACGAUGCAAAAUCUUCAUUCCACAUUGCAAAUCACAGGAUGACCCCGGAAUUUAUGAUAAAAUCUUAG
Messenger RNA from Bursaphelenchus xylophilus (pine wood nematode), 2069 nucleotides. The record is from the annotation of a GenBank genome assembly. NCBI's taxonomy places the organism in Eukaryota, Metazoa, Nematoda, Chromadorea, Rhabditida, Aphelenchoididae.